CACAAACAUUUGAAAAUGUUUAAUUCAUGUGUGGGUUUUAUUUUGAAAGCACUCCGGAAACACCGGAAAACGAUCCUCAGUAAAUCUGUGCCGAACUUUAUUUUGAAAGCAAUCCGGAAAUACCGGAAAAGGAUCAGGUGGAGGGCGGAUUCAGCAAAUCUUGGCCGAACUGAAGUCUGCGGAGGACAGGUACUGAACAGAGAGAUGUGGUGGCUCCUGGGGGUGCUUGCUGGCUUGCUGGUUCUCUUCUGCUCCCUGGAUGUGUGGUACUUCCUGCGGGUGGCGGCGGUGGCCGUGUGGGCCUGGUUCCAGCCCCCAGUGUGGGACGUCACAGCCGAGCAAGUCCUGAAGGGCAGGGUCACUCCCCACGACAUCGACAUGUGCCACAUGAACAACGCCCGCUACCUGCGGGAAUGCGACUUUGCCCGGAUCGCUCUCUACGUUCGUAACGGCGUGUUCAAGGCCCUCCGAGCUCUCAAAGCUUCGAUGGUGGUGGGCGCCACCACCAUCCGGUACCGCAGAGCUCUGUGCAUAGCGGAGGGCUACGAGCUGCGUAGUCGUAUUGUGACCUGGGACGACAAAGCCUUUUUCCUGGAGCAACAGUUUGUGUCGUCCAAAGACGGGUUCGUGUGCGCCGUCAUGUACUGCAAGCAGAGCGUGAUCCGCAGUAGCCCGGACAAGAUCAUGCAGCAUCUGUGCAAACGGAAGGUGGAGUGUCCAGAGUUUCCAGAGGACCUGAAGCACUGGGUCAACUUCAUAUCUGCCAGCAGCCAGGCCCUCCGAGCGGAGAGUGGCCACGACGACAAAAACAAAUGAUCGGUCUUUAAGUCUUCAGGGAAAAACGUCUACCUUCUCCUCCGUAGGACUCGACUUUAACCACUGUGCCUCCAUUUUGCACUGAAAGAUAAGCUUUUCUUUGGUUCACAGGAGGAACUACAGAUGUAGUAGUUUCAGAAAAUGUUUCUAACUUUUUAAGUCCUCUUGAAUCUGUUUCUUCAUUUAGUUUGUUUACAUCAAUAAGAACAAGCCGUCUAACUCCAAUCUCACGUGAAUUCAGACCUAUUUCCAACAUGUAAACAGUAUAAAGGAGGGUGACAAUGUAAAAUAAAUGUUGAAAACAAGAGUAGCAAUUGUAGAAAAUGUAGUGGAAUUGGUUUGCUGUCUAAAACUCGGCGUGUUUACUAUUCACAACACCUAAAAAUCCUGGACAACCACGCCCACUGCCUCUUUUUUUAGGUGUUUCAGUCAUUCGCCUUUGCAGAAUAUGAGCUGUGCUGUGUUUUUGGACCCACUGAGUUGAUCGAGUGAAGUGAUCCGGGAUUCUUGUCGUUUUAUGCUGCUUCUAUGACAGAAUCAUGGGAAAUGUAGCUUAAACUGAUGAGUGUAAUUACAUUUCUUAUGCAGCUGUAGAAUGUUUCCAUCAACUAAGACUACUGAAUCAGUAACUCUACUUUUAGUGUGGUUACUGUGGAUGAGACUCAUGAUAAAGCUGCAGCAGAUGUCUUCCUUUGCUGCGUCAAAGAGAUCUGCUGUUUUUUUCUCUGUUUUUCCCGCAGGCUGGAUGUCUUCUCUGCAGGAUUUCUACAUUGAAAUAAGUGUUGAAAAACAUAAUAAUCUGCUGCAACAAGUCCAACUACUCCUAAAGCCAAUAAGUACAUUUUGGGCAUGUUGCACAAAUGAAAAUUGGUCUUGGAAAAUGUGUGGAAAAUGUUGUAUGUGUAUAAAUUCAAAGCAAAACUCAAAGAACACGUAAAUUAACGAAGGACAUGAACUGUGCGUGAUUAUUGCGAUGUUUAUAUGCAAUUCAUUAGAGCCUCAAUUGCGUAAUUUUACCAUGGCAUGUGCGCUAAGCGAUAAAAGUUAUACGUCUGUGGUACAUGCAGAUGCAUGUUGAUGAUUUGCUGAAAUUUUUUGCUACAGCUCUCCACAAAUUAACCAAAAUGCAUAAAAAAUUAGAUCCGAAAUUAGACCCGAAAAGCUUCACAUCUAAACUGAUCACAAUUCUAACAAAAACACAAAGUGGUUUCCAUUUCAUUUUUAAUUUAAACAGGAUAAAUAAAAUCUGAUAAAUAGUUUUCAGGACAUCAAACUGAAUAACAGAUGGAAAAUAAAUAAAUAAACACAC
Molecule: messenger RNA, 2125 nt
Organism: Oryzias latipes (Japanese medaka)
Lineage: Eukaryota; Metazoa; Chordata; Actinopteri; Beloniformes; Adrianichthyidae
Product: protein THEM6-like
Source: RefSeq, a predicted model, not a curated record